Messenger RNA from Orussus abietinus, 2392 nucleotides. RefSeq names its product ubiquitin-conjugating enzyme E2 J1-like. The record is from RefSeq and is a predicted model, not a curated record. The transcript has 5 exons. Bases 265 to 1065 code for a protein of 266 amino acids. Lineage: Eukaryota; Metazoa; Arthropoda; Insecta; Hymenoptera; Orussidae.
GCGUGCGCGUGUGUAUGUACGGUCACACGACACACAUCGGCUCGAGUUAUUUUUUGAAGAAAUAUCGCGAAUCCAUUUUGACCACGUAAAAAUUGACCUUUUCCGGGAAGGAGAUGAACCGAUUGGUGGCGGCGUGUAGAAUGUAAGGAACGAUGUGCGCGUUCUCGCGUAAUCGACGUAGACACGUUUUUUGACACUUCGGGGGUAUCGGUCAGCUGGGUUCUGCUUUAUACCGCGAGCGAAAACGCUCUUGAAACUUGGAAGAUGACAUUCGACGGAAAAUACAACGCUAAAAGCCCCGCCGUGAAGAGAUUAAUGCGGGAAGCACAAGAGUUGCAUGAAGCAACGGAGGAAUACUGUGCUUAUCCGUUGGAGGACAACCUCUUCGAGUGGCACUUCACCGUGCAAGGGCCACCGUUGACAGACUUCGAGGGCGGUGUUUAUCACGGCAGAAUUCUAUUACCACCAGAGUAUCCAAUGAAACCACCAAAUAUCAUAUUACUCACGCCUAACGGCCGAUUUGAAGUUAAUAAGAAAAUUUGCUUGAGUAUCUCUGGCCAUCAUCCUGAAACGUGGCAACCAUCGUGGAGUAUCCGAACAGCUUUGUUGGCAUUAAUUGCAUUCAUGCCAACUCCAGGGAAUGGAACUAUCGGUUCACUGGAUUAUAACACCGAGGAGAGACAAAAGUUGGCCAAGAGGUCGUUACAAUGGCAAUGUGACAUAUGUGGUAAAACUGCAACCUUGUUAUCGAAGGACACGGUUAAGAAACCUAUUACAGAGGAAGAACAGCACAUGUUAGAUACAAUUGCAUUGAAGGCCGAAGAACCAUCAACGUCCGAAUCUUCUUUAACGUCAAAUACAGACAGUAUUCAAGACAACGACCUGCGGAAACGUAAUGUGGAAGUUCCACGUGUGGAGACCAUUGAACGACAACAACCAGAGAUUAUUAUUAAUCAUCAGGAAGACAUUAUGUCCUCUUCAAACGAUCUUUUCUGGAGUAUACUUAUAGCAUCUCUGGUGUCAGCGAUCAUCCUUCUUGUUUUGCGACGACUAUUCCUCGUUUAAGUUGCAGCGCAACUUUGUGAACAAUGGACAUUACAUCUGUACGCAUGUUAUCGGAUUCAAAGUAAAUUUUAUACACAUUUUACGAACAGCAUUUUUAAACUUAGUGUGCAGAGGAAAUUUAUACUUGAAAGGGAUGUCAAGUUUGAAUUGUAUACAAUGUAGUAACACCAUACAACUGUGCAAUAUCUGUACGAAACACAAAGUCAUCUGUCACAUUCACUACUAGGAAUUUCAGUGCUUACGAUGCACAAUUGAUGUAGCAGAGGUAUGCAAUUACCCUCACUUGCUGAUUUUUACACAUUGUUGGUUAAACGAAUAUGCUUCACUGAGUCCGUGUAAUAACCUGCAGUUUCUUCUGUGUCUUAGAUCAGCUGUAAGCUACUAGUCUUUAAUUAAUUUUGAAAUCGAGGUUCACUCCAAGGUCUCAUAUAUAUGUAUGUUAACUGUACAGUCUUUGAGGCUGUAGCUUAUGAAAUUUAGAAAUGACUCGUUGCUUGCAUUUAUUAGCCAUAAAGUAGCAAUAAUUACUAAUAAUAAUGCGAAUGAAAGAGAUAUUUGUACACAUUUUGAACUUAUAUUUGAGCAGUAGGAUGUAAUUAUCACAAACUGGUCUAUAGAUGAAUCGUCAUUGUGCACAGUAUUUAAUGAAUGUCCUUCGUUAUUUGAAGCCUUGACGAACAAAUCAUAGUCUCUUGCAUUCACUGUUAGUUUUUCGAUACUCCAUUCUCAAUGUACAAUUAUAUGUAUACUUGCAACAAAUCUCGCACUGACUGUAUUGUACCAAUUUUGCAUCACCUUUGAAAAUCUUAAAAAACAUCUCAAAUACUGGAGUAACGACUCUUAAAAAAUUGGUUCGGAUACCCAGAUUUUGACAGAGACCAAGGGAAAUUUUAUAAAGAAACUGUUUUAUUGAAGCAUACAAAUGUACUCGUCUUUUAGAGUAGAAUUACGUUUUGAAACCUUCCCUAGGGAUCGGACAUUCUCGUAAAUGUACGGUACAGGCAAAUUCCUAACAAUUUUGGCCCUGAUUACAAUUCUGAUAUGAAACACAGUACCUCUCGUCUAAUUAUACCUUACACUGUGUUUGACUAGCUUAUUACGGCGAUUUCAAACUGACGGCGAAAUGUCAUGACCGUAACGGCACUCGAGGUCAACUACAAGAAACAGUCCGUUUUUUUUUUAGAUUGAAAAAGAUGCCGAGAAACUAGAUGACUGGUGUUAAAAGACCCCGACAUUGUAGACGUCGUUCAUCGGUAACUUUUACUUUUUACAUUGCAGUUCCCAUUCGCAUAUAAGCCAGAGUAAGAAUAAACAGUCUUUUUCAUUU